This is a messenger RNA of Phyllotreta striolata, 2523 nucleotides long. Lineage: Eukaryota; Metazoa; Arthropoda; Insecta; Coleoptera; Chrysomelidae. The record is from the annotation of a GenBank genome assembly.
AUCUGUCAAAAGUGUCAAGCGUACAUUUAUCUUAUCAAUUUAGUAAAUGCAAAAAAGCUAAAAUUUGUAAAUAUAUUUAACAUUUUUUAGUAAAAAUAAUGAAGGAUGCUACCUACUUAAUAUUUAUUUUUGUUUUUAACUAUGUGGCAUCUUUCCCCGUGUACGGUUCGGAUCAGUGCAUAAACGUGUGCAAAAACGUGAAAUUACCCACAUUGGAUUUGGCAUUCUACGAGCAAGUAGUUUGUCAAAGAGGUUGCAGAUUUUUUAAUAUUAUCAAGUUCAAAGAUGUUCCUAACGUUAACCAAACGAAAAAGGAAUGCCACAUUUCUUGCGAAGAGUCGUAUAUAAUAAAAGAUGAAAAUGAUAUUUGUCAAACCGGCUGUAAUCUUAUGGCAAAAGAACAGGAAAUUUUCAUAGCUACAUUUUUGAUUGAAACGGAAAAUAGCAUUGUACUAGCCAGCCCGGACAAAGAGAUUGAAUUCGAUCUACUCUCUGAUCCGAGCAUCAAAAGUCAACUCGAAAUCGGUUUCAACAUUGAUUACAAGAUCCCAGCUACUAAUAUCAGAACAAUGCCGAUUGAAAUAGAGGAAGAAAUCAAGGUUAAAGAAACUGGAGAUUGGUUGGAUUGCGCGUCCAGGAAUUCCGGAAUACCCAGGUGGAUACUCCUUUCGGCUAUUCUAUCAGCCGUUUUGAUCGCUCUGUGGCUCAGUUUCUCAACAGAAAAACGUAACGCAUCAGAGGAAGAAUUCCACGAGAUCGAAAUUCCCGAUGAAAAAUUGAUUAUAGCUAAUGAUGAAUUAUCUACGGUUAAAGACUCGAAUGAUGAUGGUGAUUUCGUAUUUCCUAAUUUAAGCAACAAGGAAGCUCCCCCGAAAUAUUCGUUAAGGAAUGAGGACGUUUAAUUUGGUUUAAAAUUUUCUAUCUAUGUAAUUUUAUUUCAGGUAAUUAUGUGCAUGUGAUGCGUUUUUUCUAAGGCGAAGUUUACAAGAAAAUUCAAAAUCUGACAAUAAUCAGUAUUUUGAAAUUCGAAGCCGUACUCUUUUUGAUUUUGUUGUUCAUUUAAUUAUUGAGUUUAAAUGUAACACAGAUUUUGUGUGCCAUAAAAAUGAUCUCAGUUUUUUUAAGGAAAUGUACUGAAUAGUGUCGUUAUUGUGCUUGUUUAUUGGACCUGUGAAAUGAAUGUCUGUAAUUGACAUUUUAAUAUGUACUAUAUUAUGCAAUAAUUAUUUCUAUUGUAUGUGGUUCAAAUUUGAAAUUAACAGAAUUAGUAUGUCUGUAAUCUUUAUGUUUUUGUUUGUACUUAAACCGUACUCUUAUCAUCGUCAGUUCGAUUUUAUUAAUGUUUUUUUUCCUCAAAUGUGCAAUAUGUACUUGACGUUUUGAGCAUGUAAGUAAAAACGGAAAGUAUUUAACAGUAUAGGCCUAUUAAUUGUGAGGUUUUUUUGGGUGUUUAAUAUUCUUUAAAUUGAGUGUCGUGAGGUGACCCAGUGAGAUUUAUUUGGUAUUUUCAAGACGUAUUGUGAUUUUUUUCAAUUUACCAAAGUAAUAUUAGUAACACGUAAAAUGAAUGUUCUUUGUAAAUGAAAUUCUUUAUGUAUAAACAAAUUUUGUUGUUUAAAAAUACUAGACUCCGAUAAUAAUAAAUAUUAAAUUAUUUACGACGACUGUUUAUCUGUAAAAUCGUAUGAAAACCUUGCAAUAUAAUCCUGUAUGUACAUAAUUAAUAAUCUGCAGCUGUAUUUGCUAAGUAAUCUCUUCUUCCUAUAUUGGAAGCUUGUUUGUUCUGAAGCGCUUCUAGUUUUGGACAAUCUGUAAUUCUGUGUCCCAAUCCACCACAAUAACUGCAACCAUGCUCGCCUGCAAGAAUAAAACCUUAGUAAUAUCUGAAGAGAUUUGCUAGAAAUAAUCGUUCUUACCACCAAGAGCAAGGUAUUUCUCGUUUUCUGAACACAAUUCGGCCAAAAACGUAGGCACCUUCUGUUUAGCUUCCAUCAGCAAAUGUUUCAGAUCGAGCAAGACGGACUCGUCGUUGGAUUUAUUUAUGAAAGUCGUUGCCAAUCCUUUGUUCUCCGAUCUACCGGUACGACCGAUCCUGUGAACUAUAAAAUUAGAAUGAAUUAAUUUGCCUCGAUCGAUUUAUAUCAAUUUUUACCGUAAUUUUCAACAUCAUCCGGCAUAUCGUAAUUUAUAACGUGCUGAAUAUCCUGAAAAUCCAGUCCUUUUGAUGCCACAUCGGUGGCUACUAGCACGUCUUUUUCUUGUUUUCGAAAAGCUUCUACUGAUCUGGAUCGUUCUUCUUGGUCUGUAAGAGAAGAUUAGCGUUAAAUUAAUCGUAAAUUUAGUUUGGUAUUCGUUUAUACUUGCCUUUGCCACCAUGUAUAGCAACGGCUUCGACGCCUUUCAGGAGUAAAUAUUCGUGUAUGGCAUCGACAUCUUGUUUCUUUUCGGCAAAAAUUAGCACGGGCGGCGGGGUCUUUUGCAAGCAUUCUAAUAAAUAUACUAUUUUGGCUUCUUGUUUAACGU